Molecule: messenger RNA, 1857 nt
Organism: Trichoderma gamsii
Lineage: Eukaryota; Fungi; Ascomycota; Sordariomycetes; Hypocreales; Hypocreaceae
Exons: 2
Coding region: 1-1857 (618 amino acids)
Source: RefSeq, a predicted model, not a curated record
AUGUGGGCGACAGCGAUGCUCGUGAUAUUCUUCGUGUCGCUUUGCUCGGCACAGCCCGGCGAGCAUAUCGACUGGCCUCGGUGGUGCGGGAAAGCAUACAUGCCAGAGUACCCCGACUUCAAUCCUGGUGGCCAGCUUUUGAAGCCACAAAUGCAAAAGUUCUCGACUCUGAACAUCCGCGUCAAGCCGCGAUACAACGUCUUCAUAGCCGAUGAAUCUGAGGGUGAAUUCUUCGUCCAUGCCGAAACGUCCGACUACCAUGGCGUCCCGUGGCCACACAUGGAGGACGAGGAUCUUCUUUACCCGUUUGAUGUCAACUUCACAAUCACAAACACGGCCACUGGCGAGCUGCUUGUUCAGGACGAGCUUAAUGCGACCAUUAAGCUGCACAACGCCACCUCGGAUCGUCCCAUUUAUCGGUUCAAGUUCGAUCUUGGCAAGUUCCAGCCAAGAAUUGAUCCCUACGAGGUGACGGUCAACGCCACGCCCAUCCCAAAAAGAAGGGCGAAAUCGCUUGAUUACAAGCCGAGAAGGCCUGAUAGCUUCCCCGUUAAACAACCACCCCGUAAGGAGGAGUUCCCGCUCGACCGGCACAGGCAGUACAUUUUCACUACCAAGAGCGAGAUAUACGUCUUGCCGACCAAGUCAAAAGGCAACGUCGUCAGGAUUGAUAAUCUGACUGGCGGCUUGUUCUUGCGCAGCAGCCCGGGGAGCAAGUUUGAGCCCUUCUUUCCAUAUGGAUUCUACGCCCCUUGUGAGGGGUUUUUAUGCCAUGAGAAUAGCGUUGAGAACAUCAAGGCGUACCGUAGUCAUGGCCUAAACUCAAUGGUGCCAAUGAUGCCUGCUUCAGCGACCUCGUGGGAUGUCUACAGUACUCUGGACUCUGUCGGUGUGAGAUACAUGUACGAUUUGCGUCAAAGCUACAAGAACCAGAGCGCGGUAAGGGAACAAGUCGAAGCCAUCAAAGACUCGGACGGCCUCUACGCAUAUUGGACCUUUGACCAACCAGAUGGCCACUCGGCAACUCACGCCCGCAUGUGGAAGGCAAGCAGCCUCGUCAAGAAGCUUGACCCCUAUCAUCCAAUCGCCGUCAGCCUUGUAUGCGACAACUAUUAUUUCGAGGAGUAUUCCAGAGGGGCCGACAUCAUCGUGGCAGAUGCCCAUCCCAUCGGAAGCGGCGCUUCCAAAUGGCACACAAGCUGCAAUGCGACCUACGGCAGCUGUGGUUGCGACAACUGCAAAGGCAAUGUAGUAGACGUAGCAACUCGGCUUCAACGAAUGGCGCAGUACGAGAGGUGGCUGAACCACUGGCCCAAGCCAAAGAUGCAAAACCUGCAGACCAGUCAUAGCGGCGAGAAUUCCUUACCCGUCAGUCCAAGCGCCAACGAAGUCAUCGCCAUGAGCGCUCUCGCCCUCGCUAACGGCGCAAGGGGAGUCCUCCCCUGGGCCUGGCCAGUGGACAAUGAGACCACAGCCCUCCACGAGAAAUUCUCGCAUGUCAUGAAUAAAGAUAUCGUGAGCGAGCUUCUCACAAAGUCACCGGCCAGGAAGUUCAAGGUGAAGAAGCAUAAAGAGCUGGAGGUUACUUACUGGAUGCUCAACAAGACUUUAAUGCUGAGCGUCGUCAAUCUAGGCAAGAAGUCUCUCCGCGGGCCCAUGGUGAUUGAUCUCCCAGGCAUUCAGCCCACGAAAAUUACAACGGUGCUUUGGGGCAGUGCGGCGUGGGAUCAUCGCGAGCUUUUCAAACCGAAGGGGAUGAAGCUUCAGAUCAUGGCGGUGGAUCCCUUGUCGACGAAUAUCAUUCUCAGCAUGCUGUGUUGCGAUGAUGGACCUUCACAUUCGGAGUUUAAUGACUGA